AGGGGAUCCAAAGUGCUCGACCCCGGGCACAGGGACAGCCGGAUGUUUGGGGGCUUCUUUCAGCGGGGGACAGCCUGAUUGGGGGUCAGGCAGAGAGGAGACAGCCGCGGAGGGCAAGGAGAGCUGGGAUUUCACGGGGCACAGCAAGCAGGACAAUGACAUCUCUCAGCCACAUCUUGGUUCUCUGUGUGGGUUUCCUCGCCAUGGCCAAAGCAGAAGUUUCCCAGGAACACGAUCCAUUUACCUAUGACUACCAAUCUCUGCGGAUCGGAGGCCUCGUCAUCGCAGGGGUCCUCUUCAUCCUGGGCAUCCUCAUCGUCCUCAGCAGAAGAUGCCGGUGCAAAUUCAACCAGCAGCAGAGGACCGGGGAACCUGAUGAGGAGGAGGGAACUUUCCGCAGCUCGAUCCGCCGUCUGUCUAGCCGCAGGCGGUAGAAACACCUGGCGCCGUGGAACACUCCCAGGAUUCCCCUGGCACCUGACUCCUCUCACCCACCGCCCGAGCGCCCACCGCCACCUGGACGACGCCCUUGCCCACCCCUGUCCCCACAGACUCCCCAGUGCCACCCAGACGUCCAAUAAAACAUGCUUUUCUCUC
Messenger RNA from Loxodonta africana (African savanna elephant), 597 nucleotides. RefSeq names its product FXYD domain containing ion transport regulator 1 (gene FXYD1). The transcript is spliced from 9 exons. The coding region runs from base 156 to 434 and encodes 92 amino acids. Gene Ontology annotation, cellular component: membrane. NCBI's taxonomy places the organism in Eukaryota, Metazoa, Chordata, Mammalia, Proboscidea, Elephantidae. Gene Ontology annotation, molecular function: sodium channel regulator activity. The record is from RefSeq and is a predicted model, not a curated record. Gene Ontology annotation, biological process: regulation of sodium ion transmembrane transporter activity; monoatomic ion transport.